AUGGCUGAGGGAGGUCCCCGUCUUACCGCCGCCUUCCCCCCUCCUCCGCCCUUCUGGAAGCACUUCACUCCAGAGAAUCUCGAGAAGCUCGAGCAGAUCAAGAAAGAGAGCACAAAGUCAAAGGAAGAGUACCGCAAGAAGAAAUGGACUCCCGCCGAAUUGCAGGCCUUGAAGGUCCCUCCUGAACUUCGCUUUCUCAUCCCUCCCGAAGCGCCCAAGUCGGGCACGUACAGCGUGUUUGGGGAGCCACAAAGCAUCUCGACUACUCUUCCUUCCUUGAAGGAACAAGGCAUCGAACAACUCUACCCUUCUCCCCCCGCGACCGACGCCGGAAAAGAAGAACCAUCCGCGCCGCCGUUGAAUCACGCCUACUACCUCUUGAAGAUCAGCAAGUCCCUCCUGCUCAAUUUCCUCGAAUUUGUGGGGAUCCUGUCGGUGGCUCCGGAGCAAUUCGAACCCAAGCUGGAGGACUUGCGCAACCUUUUUAUCAAUGCACACCACCUGCUGAAUCUCUACCGGCCGCAUCAGGCGCGCGAGUCCCUGAUUCUGAUGAUGGAAGAGCAGCUGGAUCGCACGAGGGAGGAGAUCCGAGAGAUGGACCGCCUGAAAGACCGUAUCGAGCAGCUUCUGGAGCAGCUGAAAAUUGAUGGCGCCGACGCGUUUGCUGCGUCGCAGGUGGCUACGGAGGAGAAACCGAAGCCGGUGGAGUUAGAUGAUAAGACAGUCGAGGAAGCUCGCCAGCUCUGGGCUCUCGUGAAUGAGGAUGAGGAUCGACCGCGGUGA
This is a messenger RNA of Rasamsonia emersonii CBS 393.64, 783 nucleotides long. Its product is annotated as RNA polymerase II mediator complex protein (Med7). The coding region runs from base 1 to 783 and encodes 260 amino acids. NCBI's taxonomy places the organism in Eukaryota, Fungi, Ascomycota, Eurotiomycetes, Eurotiales, Trichocomaceae. Gene Ontology annotation, molecular function: transcription coregulator activity. Gene Ontology annotation, cellular component: core mediator complex; mediator complex. Gene Ontology annotation, biological process: regulation of transcription by RNA polymerase II. The record is from RefSeq and is a predicted model, not a curated record. The transcript has 2 exons.